GGGCGGGGUCAAGAAAGCGCGCGUUCUAGAGGGGGAGGAGCCAGUUAAGGAGCGGCGCGUCACAUCCGGUAGAGUUAGAGCCCUUGCGGAGGUGGUGCGGAGCGCUUCGUCUCUGAGCGACUCAGCAACCGGCGUGUCCUGAGAGGCUGCGGCGAAGCCUCCAAAGAAGACGCGAGAGCUUGGCAGCUUCGAUUGAAGCCCAGCGAGCGGCGACGUCGAACCCGGAGUCAUGAGCGACAGCGGCGAGCAGAACUACGGCGAGCGGGUUAAUGUUGAAGAAGGAAAAUGCGGAAGUCGUCAUAUGACAAGUUUUAUAAAUGAGUAUUUGAAGCUCAGGAAUAAGUGAAGCUGAAAUUUGAAAAAAUAAAAGAAAGAAUGCAUGCUAAUUAUCAGACCAGAAGUCCCACUUAUAGAAUAUUGAGCAAUUUGUGUGAAGUGGGGAAGAUGAAAGAAGUCAGAAUUUGAAACGGAAGAAUGAAGAAAAGAAAUAAAAAUGGAAGUUAAGAUAAGAAGUAAUCUGGAAUCAGAAAGCACUACGCUAAGAAUCCCGUUCUGCUUCCAGAAGUGGAAGUGCUCACGGAUCGGGGAAAUCUGCAAGGCAUACCCCUGCAAGGUCUCGCUCCAAGGAAGAUUCCAGGCGUUCCAGAUCAAAGUCCAGGUCCAGAUCUGAAUCUAGGUCUAGAUCCAGAAGAAGUUCUCGAAGGCAUUAUACAAGGUCAUGGUCUCGAUCUCGUUCUUAUAGACUUUCCCGUAGCAGGUCUUACAGUUGUGAUUAUCGCAGACGCCACAGCCACAGCCAUUCCCCCAUGUCUACUCGAAGGCGUCAUGUUGGGAAUCGGGCGAAUCCUGACCCAAACUGUUGUCUUGGAGUGUUUGGGUUGAGCUUGUAUACCACAGAAAGAGAUUUAAGAGAAGUAUUCUCUAAAUAUGGCCCAAUUGCCGAUGUGUCUAUUGUGUAUGACCAGCAGUCUAGGCGCUCGAGGGGAUUUGCCUUUGUGUAUUUUGAAAAUGUAGACGAUGCCAAGGAAGCUAAAGAACGUGCCAACGGAAUGGAACUUGAUGGGCGUAGAAUCAGAGUGGAUUUCUCUAUAACAAAAAGACCACAUACCCCAACACCAGGAAUUUACAUGGGGAGACCUACCUAUGGCAGUUCUCGCCGUCGGGAUUACUAUGACAGAGGAUAUGACCGUGGCUAUGAUGAUCGGGACUACUAUAGCAGAUCAUACAGAGGAGGUGGUGGAGGAGGAGGUGGAUGGAGAGCUGCUCAAGAUAGAGAUCAGAUUUACAGAAGGCGGUCGCCUUCUCCUUAUUAUAGUCGUGGAGGAUACAGAUCACGCUCCAGAUCUCGAUCCUACUCACCUCGUCGCUAUUAAAGCAUGAAGAUGAAGACUUUCUGAAACCUGCCAUCGAGCUGGGAUGUUGUUUGUGGACAAUAUUUUUAUUGUCUGUUUAAAAAGUGAACAGUGCCUAGUGAAGUUAGGUGACUUUUACACCUUUUAUGAUGACUACUUUUGGUGGAGUUGAAAUGCUGUUUUCAUUCUGCAUUUGUGUAGUUCGGUGCUUUGUUCAAAGUUAAGUGUUUUCAGAGAAGUAUGUUUUGCAUGUAUUUUUUUACAGUCUUAAAUUUUGACUGCUGAGAAGUUUCUAUUGUACAAAAACUUCAUUUAAAAGGUUUUUCUACUGAAUCCAGGGUAAUCUGAAGAUUGAAGCCUGUGUGUAAAAAUGCUACCAAAUGGCAAAAGCAACAAUAAAGUUUGAUUUUUAUUUUUCUUUCUAACAUUGAUGCUUAGCAAAACUAUUCAGAUUUGUUAUCAGUAAAUUCAAAGGCAAAAAUACACGUUUUCCUUCAGUCCAUGAAAUGAACCAUAUUUAAUAUGCCUGCAACUAAGUGUUAAAAAUAUGCUCUGUAACUCUGUACUAUUAGUAUUAGAACUAAGUUUCUCAAUGCAGCAAAUGCUUAAUGCUUAUAUAAAUGUGGAUUUGUCAGCCUUUAUGUAAUCUGUAUUAUGUUUAGCAGGGAAUAAGAAAAGAGUUACACAUCGUGUAUGCCUUAAGGCUAUUUCUUGAAGCUGUUAAAAGGGAAUAAUGGUAUUUCAACUAGUUAUCAGCAAAUGACAAUACAUUCCACCACAAAUGUACUCUUGUUCUUCUAGCUUUUAAACCAUUAAAAAACUGGGUGCUUCAAAGUACAGGAUAAGAGAAGGGAACGCUACAUGUGUGUCGUGGAUGAACCGAAGACUGCCUGUUCAUUUUUUAAAUAUUUUCAGGUCCUUUGUUUAUCAAAGGAGGCCCAAUUUCACUCAAAUGUUUUGAGAACUGUGUUAAAUAAAUGAAAA
Octodon degus (degu) is the source of this 2336-nucleotide messenger RNA. It is a transcript of the gene Tra2b, whose product is annotated as transformer 2 beta homolog. Gene Ontology annotation, biological process: positive regulation of mRNA splicing, via spliceosome. NCBI's taxonomy places the organism in Eukaryota, Metazoa, Chordata, Mammalia, Rodentia, Octodontidae. The coding region runs from base 807 to 1373 and encodes 188 amino acids. The transcript is spliced from 10 exons. The record is from RefSeq and is a predicted model, not a curated record. Gene Ontology annotation, cellular component: spliceosomal complex. Gene Ontology annotation, molecular function: RNA binding.